This is a messenger RNA of Neodiprion fabricii, 782 nucleotides long. RefSeq names its product late histone H2B.L4-like. The transcript is spliced from 2 exons. Lineage: Eukaryota; Metazoa; Arthropoda; Insecta; Hymenoptera; Diprionidae. Gene Ontology annotation, molecular function: DNA binding; protein heterodimerization activity; structural constituent of chromatin. Gene Ontology annotation, cellular component: nucleosome. The record is from RefSeq and is a predicted model, not a curated record. Bases 334 to 699 code for a protein of 121 amino acids.
CACACCUCGAGAUCCAAGCACCUACCUACGCGUAUGUAUGACGCGUUCCUCGUUACUGAUUUUUGAGGCUUUCCAAGAUGGCUUCGAAUAAUCGAGAAUCGUCCUUGGAUACCAAGAGAACACGGAUCCAAGUUUACCUAACAGAAGAACGCCGGGUGAGCAAAUUUUGCCCAGGUCUGUCAAAACGAUAGAUCACAGCGUGGAUGAUCACUGAUGGCCGUGGACUGAGUUUCAAAGUCCUUUCAAGGAAAAUCGUAUGAGCUUGUGAAAAUCAGUAGCCAGGACGACACCUGAGCUUCCUUUAUUGGUAGACGGCUGUUGAACCCUACGGAAAUGCCAUCGAGACGGGAAGGCGUUGCCCAGGUUGGUUCUGGAAACGGGCAGAAGCGGAGGAACAGGCGAAAGGGCACGAGUUACAAUUACUUUAUCCACAAGGUGCUGAAGGAGAUUCAUCACGGCACCGGGAUCUCGAGGAAGGCGAUGGAGAUUAUGAACAGCUUCAUGGAGGACAUGUUCGGACGCAUAGCUACCGAAGCCUCUCGCCUGACGAAGUACAACGGAAAGCCGACGAUGACUUCGAGGGACAUUCAGACCGCAGCCAAGCUGCUCUUGCCCGGAGAUUUGGGAAAAUACGCCCUGAUGGAAGGUGCAAAAGCUGUCACCAAGUUCAACGUCUCGAAGAACGGAUGCGCCGCGUAGGGGAAUAUACAUGCGUUUGUUUCCGUUUUAUUAUUUUUCUAAUUUUUUGUCCGUCAUACGUGGAAAUGAUUACAUACUUGUGA